Rubroshorea leprosula is the source of this 430-nucleotide messenger RNA. NCBI's taxonomy places the organism in Eukaryota, Viridiplantae, Streptophyta, Magnoliopsida, Malvales, Dipterocarpaceae. The record is from the annotation of a GenBank genome assembly.
GGGAUUUUUGAUGGGGGAGGGGCAAAUUUUGCCCCCCAUCCCCGUUUCCUACAGGGAAUGGGGAUCCCCACCAAUUAAUAUCAAAUAGCUCCGGUAACAGUAGAGCAUAUGGCUCCGGCGAUAGCAACAGAUGGCUUUGGCGGUAGCAGCAGCAAAGCAGAUGUCUUCGGCAGUAGUAGCAAAGCAUAUAGAUCCAGUAACAUCAGAGUAGAUGGCUUUAGCAACAGCAGAGCAGAUGGAUUUGGCAACAGUAGAGUAGAUGGCUUCAGCAAUAGCAGAGGAGAUGGAUUCGACAGCAAGCUUCGGCAGCAACAACAGCAGAGGAAACUGAGAAGGUGAGAUGGAGUUAAAAGAUGGGUGAGCCGUAGAUAAAGAGAUUGAGAUUGAGAGUGAGACCAUGAGUGAUGAGAAUUAAAAUAAAUUAAGGUUA